Molecule: messenger RNA, 2000 nt
Organism: Nomascus leucogenys (northern white-cheeked gibbon)
Lineage: Eukaryota; Metazoa; Chordata; Mammalia; Primates; Hylobatidae
Source: RefSeq, a predicted model, not a curated record
AGCUUCAGCUCUCCCUCCGAGCGGGAGGAGGCUGUGGGCUGCGGACUGAGUGCUGGAAUGAGGAGUAAUUGAGCUUCAGCUGAGCCGGAGGUAGCUUUCUCCUCCUGGCGUGAUUGCUGCAGCCUCCAGUGCCGGGUCCCUAGUUCCCCAUCUGCCUCUCUUCCCGGUGUAACAUCGCCUGUAAAGACAGCAAAGCCGCCGCAGAAGUUGCCCGGCAGAAGACUCCGGAGGCAUUGGCUCAGUAACUUUUCACGUCAUUUUCUGCUAGGGAGCCCCUUGUCGCCUCUCCGCGCAGCCUUUCCCACCGCAAACCACCAGUGCUCAUGGGGCAGGCAGAGAGGAGCUUGCAGCAUUGAGCGGAACCGGACUUGAGCCCGUGAUGUCCGGCACCAAAUUGGAGGACUCCCCCCCUUGUCGCAACUGGUCAUCUGCUUCGGAGCUGAAUGAAACUCAAGAGCCCUUUUUAAACCCCACCGACUAUGACGACGAAGAAUUCCUGCGGUACCUGUGGAGGGAAUACCUGCACCCGAAAGAAUAUGAGUGGGUCCUGAUCGCCGGGUACAUCAUCGUGUUCGUCGUGGCUCUCAUUGGGAACGUCCUGGUUUGUGUGGCAGUGUGGAAGAACCACCACAUGAGGACGGUAACCAACUACUUCAUAGUCAAUCUUUCUCUGGCUGAUGUGCUCGUGACCAUCACCUGCCUUCCAGCCACGCUGGUCGUGGAUAUCACUGAGACCUGGUUUUUUGGACAGUCCCUUUGCAAAGUGAUUCCUUAUCUACAGACCGUGUCGGUGUCUGUGUCUGUCCUCACACUGAGCUGUAUCGCCUUGGAUCGGUGGUAUGCAAUCUGUCACCCUUUGAUGUUUAAGAGCACAGCAAAGCGGGCCCGUAACAGCAUUGUCAUCAUCUGGAUUGUCUCCUGCAUUAUAAUGAUUCCUCAGGCCAUCGUCAUGGAGUGCAGCACCAUGCUCCCGGGCUUAGCCAAUAAAACCACCCUCUUUACAGUGUGUGAUGAGCGCUGGGGUGGUGAAAUUUAUCCCAAGAUGUACCACAUCUGUUUCUUUCUGGUGACAUACAUGGCACCACUGUGUCUUAUGGUGUUGGCUUAUCUGCAAAUAUUUCGCAAACUCUGGUGUCGACAGAUCCCUGGAACAUCAUCUGUAGUUCAGAGAAAAUGGAAGCCCCUGCAGCCUGUUUCACAGCCUCGAGGGCCAGGACAGCCGACAAAGUCCCGGAUAAGCGCUGUAGCCGCUGAAAUAAAGCAGAUCCGAGCCAGAAGGAAAACAGCCCGGAUGUUGAUGGUUGUGCUUUUGGUAUUUGCAAUUUGCUAUCUACCAAUUAGCAUCCUCAAUGUGCUAAAGAGAGUAUUUGGGAUGUUUACCCACACCGAAGACAGAGAGACUGUGUAUGCCUGGUUUACCUUUUCACACUGGCUUGUAUAUGCCAAUAGUGCUGCGAAUCCAAUUAUUUAUAAUUUUCUCAGUGGAAAAUUUCGAGAGGAAUUUAAAGCUGCGUUUUCUUGCUGUUGCCUUGGAGUUCACCAUCGCCAGGAGGAUCGGCUCACCAGGGGACGAACUAGCACAGAGAGCCGGAAGUCCUUGACCACUCAAAUCAGCAACUUUGAUAACAUAUCAAAACUUUCUGAGCAAGUUGUGCUCACUAGCAUAAGCACACUCCCAGCAGCCAAUGGAGCAGGACCACUUCAAAACUGGUAGAAUAUUUGUUCAUAUGACAAGGAUACCUGAGUAAAACUAUCCUUUUUAAAAUCACUGGGAACAGAAAUUUUAUUAUCCUAUGAUGUGAAGCUAAAAUUACUUGUGGAUCUUUUUUUUUUUAAUCUAUUGCUCUUUGGAAAUAAAAAAAAGUCAGUUUAAAAUGAUUUCUUAACUUUUGAUUUAAAUAUAUUAGAAGUUUAACCUUCAACUGAGCUUUUUUCAGGCUAUUUCACUUUUAGUUUCAUGUAUUAUAAUGUGUGUCAAUUAAAUGUUUAAACAUUUCUAA